Molecule: messenger RNA, 256 nt
Organism: Paramecium octaurelia
Lineage: Eukaryota; Ciliophora; Oligohymenophorea; Peniculida; Parameciidae
Source: the annotation of a GenBank genome assembly
AUGACUUUUUUCUCAUACAAUUCUAGUUUACCAAAUUAUGAAUUGUAACUCAAUAUUAUAAUUUAGAGUACCCACUCUUUAAGACAUUAGAAUCUUGAUGUCUGAAAUCCUUGAUUAGGAGGUAUUCUUUAAGUUCUUAUAUAUUCAGACCACAGAAAACACAUAAUUUACUACAACUAAGUCUAAUCAGCAACAUUCUUAAUUACCAUAAUGUAUUUUUUUAACCAGAUAGUAAAAUAAUAAAUCUUCAUAUUGA